Molecule: messenger RNA, 672 nt
Organism: Botrytis byssoidea
Lineage: Eukaryota; Fungi; Ascomycota; Leotiomycetes; Helotiales; Sclerotiniaceae
Exons: 1
Coding region: 1-672 (223 amino acids)
Source: RefSeq, a predicted model, not a curated record
AUGCCUAGAUUCAUCAAUUUCCAGAUCGAUUGGCCCAUCCACGCCAAGCUCAAUAACGACAUUCUAGAUCAGAGUGCUCACGGAAAGAAUGAAACACCAAAGGAUUGCACCUGUGAUCUCUGCUACGAGCAGUUCUGUAUUACAUCAGUCGAUGAGGAAUAUGCGGCGGACUUGUCAUCAAAUGUCCCCACCAGCAAAAUCCUCGUGCGACCGCAGCUCUGCGAUGAUAGAUCCAAGGUUAUUGCGGAUCGCCGGGAGAUCCCCAAAGUUGAGGGCUGCGAGUGCGAGGAUUGCCGCUGCAACAUCCAUCAAUUCCAGUUGUUUUGGAAAGCACAUCAACAGUUGAUCAAGAAACAUUCAAAGCUCAUGGAUGAUUCGUACUCCACUCUCAAACUUUCACAGCAAUUGGAGGAGCUUCAAUUUCUCAAACAGCGACAUGAUGAGUUCCGCGAUAGACUCAGUGACGCGGGGAUUCAUCCCAGAUAUCCAAAAUGCGGAAAUGUCGAUGACUUGUCACUUGUAUCAAGCGAAGGAUGGUGCUUCACAGCAUCCCAAUGCCGGAUCGAGCGAACGGAGCAGGGUCUAGAGUGUUGUACGGGAAGAAUGUCUGAGAAUGGGGUGACCCAGUCACUCAUUCGCGACUUCUCAGUCUCAACACAAAGUCGACUGUAA